GUGGAAACCCCCCACCUGUCCCCCCACCAAGAUAGUACAUCAGAAACAACACUGCUUUCCCGUGGGGAUGGAGCUUAGUACUGCCAUUAAAUGCUAAAAGAAGCAGGGUGGUGAGCCUAUCCUCUCUCCAUUUGUUUCAGCAGUGUGGCCCUGGCAAAUGGCAUGUGUCCUGGAAGAGUGGCCGACUACCAAAGGUCAAACAACUGGCAGCCCUGACCACACCUGCUGUCCCAGGCAGGAUCAUUUUCUUAGAUGCAGGGUUUGGUUAUAGCUGCUUUUGCAUUACAAAGCAGAACUGAGUAGCCACAUUAGACACUCGACAGAAAGACUGAAAUAUUUGCUGGCGGAUCCUUUAGAGAAGAAGUUUGCCAACACUUCUUCUGCACUGUAUCUGUGACAUCAUGCUGAUGGGACGGGAUGAUGAGCAGGUGGCUAGUAAGUUGGACACUCUGGGAAGAUAUAUCUACUCCAGAGGAUGAGAGAUAAAUCCUCUGAAAAUGUGGGGACCCACAACCUCAACUAAGUUUUUGAGUGCCCAGCUGGGAAGAGCAUUCCAGUAUAUGCCUCCCCAGUGAAGCCAAGCUGCGUAAGCGCAAUGCUGUGUCACAAAGAAGAACGUGCAAGGACUGAGAGAUCAGACACCAUGCCUCCUAGAGGCAGCAUGCUCCACAUCUGGGAAUACAGUUCCAGCUGCAAGCCAGGAGACACGGAAAGAUGCCAGCUCUGCAUGGUGCCCAGAAUAGGACAGGGCUCCUCGGCAGGCCCUGACUGCAGGGCAAGCAGCCUUGCCCUUCAAGCUGCACUGUCCAACAGGCCCUCAGCCCGGAGGUGUUGGUGCUGAGGAAAGCUGCAGUGUGCCUCUACAGCAAGCCCCAAUGGGAAAGUCACCACAGAGGCCCAUGGGACUGUGGAGAAAGCUACGUUCUCUGCAGCAAAGGACUCCAUGCGUUUUGAGCAGCAGGUGCUGACAUGCUACUGGAACCUGGUAGACAUAGAAUGUGUGAUGCAGCACUGUUGCCCAUACAGAUAGAAUGACCUGCCAAAUGAACAGCUGAUGUACUGGGAAAAAUACUAUUAACAAUAAUGAUAACACUCUCAAGUGACAUGGGCCCUCCCUCAGGCCGAAGCACAUGCAUUAAACGGAAGACCUCCACGAUAGGAAGAAUGCUCGGUUCCAGAAGCCAAAGGGUGAAACCAGGAGUGGCUCCCUUUACCAUCAGUCUCACUGACCCACUAGAAGAUUUCGUUUCCCAUCUCUACAACCCUAAGCUCUGCAGGCCUGGAGGCCCCGGGUCCCACACUCCUAUCGCCACAGCAAGAUUUCCAUUGGCAGUAGAUUCCUUCGUCCAGGAUCAGACAAGAAGAGGAGUCAUCCUACCGGCAGAGGGACAGCCAAUGAUGGGUCUGCUCCGGGCAGCUGGAUGGAGACGCAGACCUGUGCGUGGGAAGGCGUGGGUUCCGGCAGCCGCAGAAGAGUGCUACAGUCUCCUGCCGCAGGAGGAACAAUUUCCCGACAGCUCUAGCAGUUGCCACGCUGGAUCCUCCACAUCCGUGUGGGCUUGUGGGCCCUCCUGGCCAGCAGCUGGCAAUGCACCCUCUCCUCAAAGACUUGGUUCGAGGGCUCCACUGAGACUUUUUCCACCCAACUGUUCCUGUCCUGCUGUCUCCUGCACAGGUGCAGACCAGCGGUGCCUUCCAGGGCUCGUUCCUCUUGUUCUGUCUCUUCCUCCUUAUUUUCCUGGGCAUUUCUCCCAAUAAAUCUCUUGCACAUCAGAGUCCAUCCUGGUGUCAGCUUGUCAGAUGAUCCAGCUGACACACGAGGCCAUUCUCUGCCACAUCAGGACGCCCUCUGCUCCACACGUACACAUGAGAUUUGAACUGAUGCAGAAAGGAAUCACUUAUACAAAGCAGUCAUUUCAUUUGCAAAACAUUUCCUAGAGAGCCAUAUUCUAUAAAUCCAUAUAUUCUUGAUUUGACCUCAAGAGCCAGGGACAUUUAUGCUGACUCUCCAUUGCCUCUUUUACUUUUGCACUAUUAAAUCCUCUCAGGAUGGAAAACAGCCUGUCUGUCGAGAUGCUCCUCUCCAGUCACAGAGACGUGGCACCUCUGAGGUGCUGGAUUCUGUGGCAUUCCACCUGCUAGCUACAAGCGCAAUUCACUUGCACAAGUGAAUUAAGGAUUCAUGGGGACAACCUUGAACAAUGGGAAAUGGACACUUGUGGAUGUAUUUCUCUCGUUUUCAGACAGACCAUUCUGAUAUAUCAUUUAUGCAACUUCUUAGGAACAGUCUUGGGAGAUAAAACAAACAGUUGCACAUAGCUGCAGCCAAUUCAAUAAUAAUUCUCUUAAUGCUCACCCUUCAC
This is a messenger RNA of Microcebus murinus (gray mouse lemur), 2363 nucleotides long. The record is from RefSeq and is a predicted model, not a curated record. NCBI's taxonomy places the organism in Eukaryota, Metazoa, Chordata, Mammalia, Primates, Cheirogaleidae.